GCAGCAGUCCCUAUGUGCUUGUGUGUGUGUGUGAUUGCGCGUGCGCGUACAGGGCUCCUCACGUAGAUCCGACGGAUCGGUUUAUCCCAGCUGUUGGUGUUUAGCCUUGAUUAGCCCAGAUCGGUUUAGUCCGGCAUCGGUAUGUCGUCCAGUCCGCAGGUCCAGACCCAGGAACCGAACCAGGAACCAAACCAGGAUCAGACUCAGGAACUGAACCAGGAUCAGACCCAGGAACCGAACCAAGAUCAGAAAGAAGAGAAAAAGGAGGAGAAACAGGAAAAGAAGGAGGACAAGAAAGAGGCGAAUGAAGCGAAAAGGGAGAAGAAGGAGGAGGAGAAGCAGGAUUCCUGGAAGGAUUGCAUCUACAACCCGCGCACCGGGGAGUUUCUGGGCCGAACCGCUGGCAGCUGGGGUAAGAGGCGGCCAAAGAACCUGGUCUUUUCAUGACAGUGGAAGUCUGUUCUGACCCGGUCUGACCCUACCCGGCUCGGUCCGGCACGGCUGUACGCCCGCUGUGCUAAGGGUGCCUGUCACGAUGCGCGCAGCUUCACAGUGGGCCGAGCCGGAUCGGGCCGAGCCGAGCCGGGCUAAUAUGUGAGCUCGGAUGAGUGAUUUUCAUUAACACAGCUGAAGAUGUGAGAAUAAAGCAGAUUCACCCUCUGCGCCUUCAGGCGCGCCGAGUUCAUGUUUAAUUAUGUAAAAUCCUCUGCAGCUCUGUGACGGUACUACAACAUACUGCAGUAUUUAUGCUGCUGUACACCACAGCCUGCACACACUGUGUACUAAUGCACACAUUCAACACUAACAGCAUUUAAUAACCAUCGUGUUCAUAUUGAUUUUAAUCGUUGAUGAGAUUUAAUGAGUUUGAGUGAAGCUCAGAGGGAAGACUGCUUAUAAGAUUUCUACAGUCAUGACUGAGGUAAAAUCGUUACUUAUCAUUUAUUUACAAAAGACUAAGAGGCAGAUUUAGGAUCAUCAUCCUAACCCAGCAAAGAUUUUAAUAAAAGUUUGUCCGUUCCGUCGUGACUACGAAAAACAAAACUGUUUUAAAAAGCUUUCAGUCUUAACAUGUAAAUAGGAUCAACACACUGAGGAUUUAUUAAUAAACUUCCAGUUUAAAAAGUUCAGUAAUGUUGAUGACAUCGCAACCGUGACUGAAUUAAUGUCUCUGGGGUUACAGCCAACAGUAUCAAAGACACAACUCAUCAGAACUGUUCUCCUCACUUCCACCUUCAUGUCCUCAUUUUUGGGCUUUCUAGAGCAGCUCAGCAUGACUCCAAAUAAUCCUCCUUCAUCUGAGCCUGGGCCUUGGUCCUAAGUUCAUCUUGUUUGAAAGAAGCCAUUUUGGCUCCUUAGUUUUAAGGUCCCUGUGGAGCA
Molecule: messenger RNA, 1377 nt
Organism: Neolamprologus brichardi
Lineage: Eukaryota; Metazoa; Chordata; Actinopteri; Cichliformes; Cichlidae
Source: RefSeq, a predicted model, not a curated record